UGCAAGCAAAUAAACAUAUGGACCAGAGAAUUGACCAAUCACUUGUGUUCGACGUGCCUCCGUAUUGGAUAGGAAAUGACUUGUCAGCUUCCAGGGUGGCACGUGAUCAAAACACGUGACUACGCGUCAUCUGCAUAUUCGUUCCAUUCUACUCCCGGGAAGAAAAGAAUACACACGCAUGUUAACAAAGGUGAAACAUCACUGAGGAAACGUGUUUAAGGCGAAAUAAUUUCAAUUCGAAUAGUUGUGUAAUUGAAUGCAUCAUCCAGAAGGUUUUAAGGCAGUGGUGUAUUACGGAAAAUCAAGAAAAUGUUUAAGAAAUUCGAUGAGAAGGACAGUGUUUCUGGUGUUCAGCAAUUGAAGUCGUCCGUGCAGAAAGGAAUCCGUGCAAAACUUCUGGAACUGUAUCCUCAUCUGGAAAGUCAUAUAGAUGUUAUAAUACCAAAGAAAGACGCUUUUCGCAUUGUGAAAUGCCAUGACCACAUAGAGAUCAUAGUAAACGCAGCAGGAGAUUUGUUAUUCUUCCGGCAACGUGAAGGUCCGUGGAUGCCUACUUUGAGAUUAUUACACAAGUAUCCAUUCUUCCUGCCGAUGCAACAAGUUGACAAGGGUGCCAUUAGGUUUGUUCUUAGCGGUGCCAAUAUAAUGUGUCCUGGUCUAACGUCAAAGGGUGCAAAAAUGAUGACUGUGGAUAAAAAAACGGUUGUCGCUGUUAUGGCUGAGGGCAAGCAACAUGCGUUAGCUGUUGGAGUUACAACAUUAUCAACAGAAGAAAUUAUCAAAGUGAAUAAAGGAGUAGGCAUCGAAAACUGUCAUUAUUUAAAUGACGGACUUUGGCAAAUGAAACCAGUGAAGUAAGAAUAUUUUGGAUCCAAGAUUGUAAUCAAAGAAUAAUUACAUACAGAUGUUCUUUUAUCCAUUUCUACUUCAUACAAUCAUUUCGUGUGAAACAGUACAAUAUUUGAAUAAUUUUUGUAUUUACGAUGUUAUAGAUCGUAAUAAAAUUAAGAUUAUUAUUGUAUUUUUAUCGUAUAAAUUAAAGAAUUGCGCUAAACAGGUUUGUAGGCGCAAGGAUAUAGAGAUAAAUACUGUCAUAGAUAUAUACCGUACUAACGGAAAUCUAGAUUAUUUGUAAAAUAAAGAAUAUUUAAGCGGA
This is a messenger RNA of Solenopsis invicta (red fire ant), 1156 nucleotides long. It is a transcript of the gene MCTS1, whose product is annotated as malignant T-cell-amplified sequence 1 homolog. The coding region runs from base 310 to 858 and encodes 182 amino acids. Gene Ontology annotation, molecular function: RNA binding. Gene Ontology annotation, biological process: formation of translation preinitiation complex. Lineage: Eukaryota; Metazoa; Arthropoda; Insecta; Hymenoptera; Formicidae. The record is from RefSeq and is a predicted model, not a curated record. The transcript is spliced from 7 exons.